This is a messenger RNA of Monoraphidium neglectum, 171 nucleotides long. RefSeq lists its product as hypothetical. The record is from RefSeq and is a predicted model, not a curated record. NCBI's taxonomy places the organism in Eukaryota, Viridiplantae, Chlorophyta, Chlorophyceae, Sphaeropleales, Selenastraceae. The annotation marks the transcript as partial. The transcript has a single exon.
CAGCAGCAGCAGCUGCAGGCGCCGCCGCCACAGCAGCAGCAGCAGCAGCAGCAGCAGCAGCAGCAACAGCAGCAGCAGCAGCAGCAGCAACAACAGCCGCAGCAACCGGACCCCGCGGCAGCGGCGGCAUGCCCCGCCAACAAAGGGGACGAGCCGCCCGUCAGCACGUGA